CUGCACAAUAAAUAUAAAUAGGCAAACUGGAAACCUGAUAACGAUACCAACCCCCCUCAUUAGCCAAAAUCGUUCAAGGCAGAAGUUGGCUAAUUACCAGCGGUGAUAAUGCCUAUCGUUUAAGAUUAGGUCAAUUUCGACUUAUAAAGCUCUAAUAAUACGUUUGAACCAUCAGUACCGCAAGAGUCCAUGAUGCGAUAGACAUGGCUUACCUUAAACCUGGUUUAGUUAUACUCAUAGCAGUAAUUGUUGCUACGUCGGCGGAUUUCCGGUUGCCGCAAGCCGUCAGACCAACACAUUACGACAUCCGUCUGCGAACAGCUGUACAUGACGCCGAGAGGGAGUUCCAAGGAAGUGUGGAUAUACACCUGACGGUGGAGGAGCCCACCGACAAGAUUGUAGUUCACAGCCGAAGUCUCACAGUUAUCUCAGCAGUUCUCUACGAACCCACAAGUGAUCCAUGGACCGAAGUGGAACAGCCGAGUCAUACCUAUGACGAACCAACGGAGCACCUAACCUUCCAAUGCACGACCCCUCUCCAGAAUGGUUCGGAUUACGUUUUGAGAGUCAACUACAGUGGACGACUGCAGACGGAGCUCACGGCCGGGUUCUUCCGGAAAUACUACCGUGACAACGGAGGCAUCCGCCGAUAUAUCGCGGCGACGCAGUUCCGACCGACUUGGGCCCGGCAAACGUUCCCGUGCUUCGACGAACCCGCGAUCAGAACUACCUUCACGGUUUCGCUGAUUCAUCACAGUAGCUACAAUGCAGUUUCCAAUAUGCCCCUCGAGGGACCUCUCGUAGUGGACACGGUGGAUCCUGAGUUUGUGGUGACCACAUUCGCGCAGUCGCAACCGAUGCCCACGCACUCGUUGGCCUUCGCCGUGACGGAUUUCGAAAUUAAGUCGUUGACUCCACAACAACGGGCGCUGGCGAGAUCGAACGUCAUCAACGAUACGGAAUACGGGUUAACGGCGGGUGAUACUAUUCUACUGGCGUACAAUACCCAUUUCGAUUGGUCGUUCUGGAACUUCAUGCCCAACUUGGUACAGAUUGCCGUUCCGGACGCUGAGUCUGGAGCAUCGGAGUCCUGGGGUCUUGUGGCUUUCGGAGAGCCUACGCUCUUGUUCAACCCGGAAGUCAACGAUUAUCGGGUUCGACCGGCAAUAGCGAAGACAAUUGCCCAAGCCUACGCUCAGCAGUGGUUCGGAAAUCUCGUGACGGUCGAUUGGUGGAACUACUUUUGGGUUCAUCAAGGAAUGGCAGCUAUGUACGGUUACUAUGGAGCCCAGCUGGCAUACCCGGAAGAUCAGCACAUGGAUCAGUUUCAGCUGCAGGUGAUGCAACCUGCUCUGAAGCUCGACGCAUCCGAAGAGGCGCGGCCAUUGAACUGGAAUGUAGAAUCACCGGUGGAGAUAGCCGGACUGUUUGAUAGCGACACGACGCGGCAUAAAGCCGCCGGAGUCAUCAACAUGCUCCGCACCGUACUUGGCGAAGUAUACUGGCAAACUGGAGUGCAGAAAUACCUCCGAACGCAUGAGCUGGGCUCCGUAACGUCCGAAGCGUUGUACGAAGCACUGGAAGAAACCAUCGAGGUCUUGCCCCCAUUCCCUACGAACAUGACUGUCAAGCAGUUCAUGGAUAACUGGGCCGACGCCCCCGGUUAUCCAGUGGUGAACGUUCGAAGACUGUACGGCACCACAACCAUGAUCAUCUCGCAGGAACGCUUCUUGUCGGACAAAAAGCUACCCAGUGACUACGUAUGGUAUAUUCCAUAUAAUGGACUACACAUUCCAAUUCUUGACUUCCCGUACCAUUCAUGGUUGAUUACAAAAUCCAGGGAACAUAUCGUGCGGUACGACGACGAAAAGCCAUUCAUCUUGAAUGAACUUCCUUCGGUGUUCUACCGCGUCAAUUACGACUCGCGAAACUGGGAACUAAUCAUCGCUGCUUGGGUGCAGUCACCUGACUUCACUAACCCGACGGCACGAGCCCAGUUAAUCGAUGACUCCUUCGCGCUGGCUCGUGCCGACUUGCUCGAUUUCAGCGUGGUUCUACGCCUGCUCACUGGUCUGAAGAAAGAUCGCGACUACCUUCCAUGGGCAACGGCCGACAAGGUGCUGACCUACCUGCACGAUCGACUCCGCGGAACCGACCAGUGGAGUUGGUUCGUCUUCUAUAUGAUCACACUGGUUGACAGUAACUAUCGAACGCUACAGUUUGGGGUGGUCAACGCCGACGAUACGCUGAACGACAAGCAGCUCAAUGAACUGAUCCUCUCGUGGACUUGUAGGUUGAAGAUAUUCCAAUGCUCCGGAAACGCCGAAUCAAUGUUCAGGGAGGCCGUACGAGCGGACGCCGGUGUUCAUCCGGACAUUUCACCCGUAGUGUACUGCUACGGAGCGCGUAGUGCAGUUAACGAUGAAUUCGUUUGGCUGUAUCAGCGAAUGUUCGACUCGCAGAACGAAGCCGAGAGGAGCCUGCUCAUCAACGCCAUGGGAUGUUCGCAGAGCAAAGAGCAGCUGGAUGCGUAUCUAACUUCAUCGAUCGGAGCCGGUGUUGGAUCGGAGGUGAACUACUUUGACCGUGAGCGGCUGCAAGUGGUCCAGGCAGUGUAUUCGGCAAGUCGUGUCGGAGUGGAUGCCUUGAUCGAUUUCCUGAACAACUGGGAUAUGGCUGAUGACUUCAUCUACUGGUUGGAGCAGCCAGCGUUCGACGAUGCAAUCGCCAACAUAGCUUUGCGAACCAAUAACCAAGAAGAGUUCGAUCGAUUGAAAGCUUUGUUUGAAACUGUUGGAUCCCUGGCACCGGAAGACGUGGUUAGUUCUGCGAUGGCCACUGUCAAGGCUAAUCUUGACUGGCACGACAGUUUGGAGGCAUUCAUUAUUGCCGAGUUCCUCGAACGGUACGUCUAUGAUACGAUUUCGCCACAAGACACAGUCACGUAAGAGCUAACGUUGGGAGAAUUUCAAAGAUAGCUAAUCGAAAUAAAUGGACAAGUAGCCUCAGAUCA
Aedes albopictus (Asian tiger mosquito) is the source of this 3013-nucleotide messenger RNA. RefSeq names its product aminopeptidase N-like. The record is from RefSeq and is a predicted model, not a curated record. Gene Ontology annotation, molecular function: metalloaminopeptidase activity; peptide binding; zinc ion binding. Bases 204 to 2948 code for a protein of 914 amino acids. The transcript is spliced from 3 exons. Lineage: Eukaryota; Metazoa; Arthropoda; Insecta; Diptera; Culicidae. Gene Ontology annotation, biological process: peptide catabolic process; proteolysis. Gene Ontology annotation, cellular component: cytoplasm.